Molecule: messenger RNA, 1431 nt
Organism: Trichophyton rubrum CBS 118892
Lineage: Eukaryota; Fungi; Ascomycota; Eurotiomycetes; Onygenales; Arthrodermataceae
Exons: 5
Coding region: 1-1431 (476 amino acids)
Molecular function (GO): aldehyde dehydrogenase (NAD+) activity
Source: RefSeq, a predicted model, not a curated record
AUGGCGGCCAAGCUUGAUUUUACCACCUUUCGCAACGUCAUUAAUGGCAAAUUGACCUCCGCGGCAGUAACUCGCCAUAGCUUUAACCCUUCCACUGGCGAGCCGAAUCCUCAGGUCCCAAUCUCAACCGCUGAAGAUGUAGACGCUGCCGUGGCUGCUGCCCAGGAGGCGUUCAAGUCAUGGUCCAAGACUUCCCACGAAGAGAGAGCAAAGGCUGUUCUUGGUCUUGCAGAUGCCAUCGAGGCGCAUGCAGAGCAGUUCUUGGACCUUACUAUUCGUGAGCAAGGGAAGCCGAAACUAAUCGCAGGUUUCGAGAUUCAAGCAGCUGUCGCAAACCUUCGUGCCAAUUCCAAGCUUGAGUUGAAGCCAACUGUCCUCGAAGACACCGAAGAAAAGAAGGUCAUCCAGCGCUUCACACCUUUGGGUGUCGCUGUUGGAAUUGUUCCUUGGAACUUUCCCUUGAUGAUUGCUUGCCAAAAAAUCGGCCCUGCUGUCAUGUCCGGAUGCACCACUAUCAUUAAACCGUCACCUUACAGCCCUUACACAGAUCUCAAAGUUGUUGAGCUUGCCCAGCAAUUCUUCCCGCCUGGUGUCGUUCAAGUUCUUAGCGGUGAUGACACACUAGGACCUAUGUUGACGGAGCAUCCUGGCCCAGCAAAGAUCAGCUUCACCGGAUCAUCCUUCACAGGAAAGAAGGUGAUGGCAAGUGCCAGCAAGACUUUGAAGAGAGUCACUCUAGAGCUUGGUGGAAACGACCCAGCCAUCAUCUGUGAAGAUGUGGACUUUGAGAAAGCUAUUCCAAAGAUCGCAUUCACUGCAUUUAUCCAUUCCGGCCAAGUCUGCGCCGCCAUCAAGCGUAUCUUUGUACACGAAUCUAUUCACGAGAAGUUCCGUGAUGCGCUCGUGGAAGCCGUUAAGCAGUUUAAGGUCGGGCCCGGCGACGAAGAAGGCGUUACUCAUGGCCCUAUUCAAAACAUGAUGCAGUUCAACAAGGUAAAGAACCUAUUUGCCGAUAUCGAAAAGGAGAAAUGGACCGUUGCCACUGGUGGCCGAAGUGACCUUGGCCGACCAGGCUACUUCGUCGAGCCUACUAUCAUCGAUAGGCCCCCAAUUGACUCACGUAUCGUUACCGAGGAGCCAUUUGGACCAAUCGUCCCAAUUGUAACCUGGAAUGAUGAGGCAAGCGUCAUCAAGGAAGCUAACAACACUAAGAUGGGUCUCGGUGCUUCUGUCUGGUCAAGGGAUAUAGAACGUGCCCAGCGUAUUGCCGACCAGCUCGAAGCCGGCUGCGUGUGGGUCAACAACCACGCCGAACUGAGCAACAACACUUCGUUUGGUGGACACAAGGAGAGCGGUAUUGGAUAUGAAGGAGGAUUAGGUGGCAUGAUGGGAUACUGCAAUGCUCAGUCUGUCCACAUCACUAAGAAAUAG